AGUGCUUCCGGGUUCAAAUUUGAAACGAAAACACGCCAGUUACAGUUGAUUGGGGAUUUCUGCACCCGAUUUAUUAUCUAACAGUAAAUUAAGAGAUAAAGAGCCAUGUUUAUGUCAACGGGAGAGCGAGCUCCGAGUUUUACAGGCUUUACAUUAAUCACGCCGGCGGUGUCGGUGGGGAAUGUGGGACAGCUGGCUGCAGAUCUAAUCAUCUCCACGCUGGACAUGGUGAGAGUCGGACACUUCCACACGGACUGUCUGAUCCCCAUGGCGGGGAAUAAUCCCUACAGCAGCGGCGAGGAGGACGCGGCUCUGCUCAGCACUAACGCUGAAGUGUACUGUCGCGGGGAUUUGCAGUUGGCCGUGCUGCAGAUACGGACGCCCAUUUUACCGACGAAGACGAAAUCUUUCCGUAAGACUCUGCUGUCCUGGAUUAAGACCAGCGGGUUUUCCAGGACGGUGCUGCUGUCCAGCUGCCACGCCCACCACCGAGACGACCAGCAGCUCCUCACCUCUCCUCUGAGAUACCUGCUCACUCCGGCUCUGCAGGGGGACACGGAGGGGACGCUGCAGAGGCUGGGAUGGAGGGAGAUGGAGAGAGUGAGCGCUUUCCCUGGAGUUACUGAUUCAGACAGACAACGUCUCUACAUCCCGGGAGGAGGAGUCACUAAAGCUCUCUACAACAGCGGCUGCAGUGAGAACAUGUCCAUGGCGGUGCUGCUGCUGUUCUGCUCUGAGGGAGACAACAUCCCCGAUGCCUUCACGCUCGUCAAUCACCUGAACGACUGGCUCCACCUGCUGGACAAACCGGUUCAGGGCUCUGUCCCGUGGAGAAUCCCGUCCUCCUGGAGGCUGCUGUUUGGAAGCGGUGUUCCUCCCAUGAUCUUCUGAACUCCACCGAGACACAGGAGACAACGUUAAUGACGGGACACGUUUCUGAAACGUCUGGACUGGGCGUGUGUGUGUGUGUCACUUCAUGUCGUUCAGAAAGCUGUCAGAAACAACCUGAUUAUUCUUCCUCAUCACCACCACACGUAUCCCAUAAAUCAGUUCGAGGACGUGUUGUGGUUUUAAAUUUGUGAUCCCGGCACACGCCUAGUCUUGAUAUUGAGGAAAAAUAACGUCAUUAAAUACAGCCAUAAACACACCUGCAACCCUCGGCCAAAUUCUAUCGUCUUUAAAAUGUUCAUUACGGUAAAAUGUCUGAUUCUCAUUAAACAAAGACUUUUGUGAAA
Molecule: messenger RNA, 1235 nt
Organism: Ictalurus punctatus (channel catfish)
Lineage: Eukaryota; Metazoa; Chordata; Actinopteri; Siluriformes; Ictaluridae
Gene: psmg2
Product: proteasome (prosome, macropain) assembly chaperone 2
Exons: 7
Coding region: 106-891 (261 amino acids)
Biological process (GO): proteasome assembly
Cellular component (GO): cytosol; nucleus
Source: RefSeq, a predicted model, not a curated record